Molecule: messenger RNA, 15873 nt
Organism: Amoebophrya sp. A25
Lineage: Eukaryota; Dinophyceae; Syndiniales; Amoebophryaceae
Source: the annotation of a GenBank genome assembly
AGAUUCAGGGAAACAGCAACAUGAUCGAGACCCAUGACCACUACGAUCAAUCUGAAUUUUUUACAGUCCGUGCAUUUUGUCCUAGAGCCUCUGGUUGAGUCUUGACGGUAAUUCAUUGCACUGAACGAUUUGACCAAGCGUGAUUGAAUAACGUCCAACCAAGUAACUGUCGAAAAAACAGCGAGUAUUUUAAAAGACGUAAAAACAUUCCCGAAUUGAUUCACUGGUAGUACCGAAAACAUCAACUACAACACGGAUAAGAAAGCGAAUUUCUUGAGUCCUCUACAACUUCUCGAGAAUAGUGUAUUAAUUCCCAACUAUUAGAGAAUCAUUGUUUCCAGUUAUCCUAAGCAUAACUCUGAAGAUUCAGAGACCGAGUCGACUAGCAUCACAAUAAGAAAGAUAAUCAUGAUACCUCCUAAGAAGUAAGAACCGUAAGCACGAAAACGGCAACGAAAACACAGCAACCAACUCGAAGCUGCUCGAAAGUUCCCGUUUUAGCAGACACCCGUUUAGCAGAAUCGGACGAAGGAGUACUUAAAUCGUCACUGAUAGACUCAGUCCCUGCCACAGCGAGGGCGAAGUAGUAUGUGCCACAGACGUCAGUCAGAAACAUUUAUUUGUGGAGUGAAACUUGGUAGUUACCAUUUCGCAAUAGAAAUAAGAAGUAGGUUGAGCUUGAGACUCAAAUCAUCACUAUAGAUACUAAAUAGUAGAUUGAGACUCAAAUUAUCACUACAUCUGUCCACCACGACCAGGUACCGCGUCAGCGAUGACUUGUCUCUCCACAGCGAUGAAGUUUUACCUGUGGGGCUUCUGCCCCUUUCCGGUUCAUUUUGCAGGUGCAAUAAAGAUGCGUGAAAUGCGUCGGGCCGUUGGUUGGACGCGGGACGUGAACCGGGACCAACUUAAUUCUGGCAUGGAUCGGCCUUUGGUAGAUGAGACUGAGAGUGCCGAUCCAUAUAUACUGAGUGAGCUACAACGGAAUUUUGGCUUGGAACCUGAGGAAAUUCUCAGAGUUCAGCGUUCAGAAGCUUCAUCCGAGGUAAAAAGUCUGCCAGCUGAUCAGGUUUGUGCCGAAAUCAAGGAAGCGGAGGAAGAUCCUCAAACUUAAGGCUUUUUUUGAUGCUCGUUGUCCUCUUGGGUGUAAGGGAGCCUUCUCACCUCAAUCUACUUAUUUAAUAGCAAAUAAGUUGUAGAUACCUGUUUGUUGAAAGGGCGCCUCACACCUGACAGAUAAUCCAGAAGCAAAGGCGAAAUGGCAUGACGUGACACCUACAGAUAGUUUUGAAUCGGGCAAGUUAGGUACUAUUAAUUUACUACCCGCGAAGUACUAUGAUUAUUAAGAAGAAGAAGAGGAAGACGAUAGAUAGUUCGUUGUGAUGACGAUUAUAACAUUUAUCAUUAUAUAUAACAAGUACUAGUAGUUUUACUGAAAAAGAACAAACGCAGCACCAGGGUGAUUCUGCCAUGAUAUGUUUUAGGUUCUGCUUCUAAGACCGCCCCGACAAGUUGAAAAAUAGGGUUUCGCGGCACAUGGACCAGCUCUUUCAGAACUUUUACCCUGGCGUGAAUUUGCAGGACAUUAUUCGCCAAGGAGGCGCAAGCAGCGGACUCUUAGAGAAGCAUUUGGCAAGGGAUGUGGCUCUCUCCAUGCAGGUUGCUCUGGCGCGCGGCUUAUGCGCGGCUUCGCGAGCUAAAGGGCACACUGCGACGAUUUCGGAUGCCUUCGGCAACAUGUUGGCAGAGACACAGAAGAAGCUACAACGUUUUAACGACCAUGCUCAUGCUCGGCAAAAGACGGCUGUUGUUGUUCGGGGACCACUGGACGAGAAUUUUAUUGUCGAUUUGCUGUGGGUCGUCUCGUGGCUGUGGCGCCUGGCGCUGACGUCGGACUACGUAUGGGGUGGGUACGCCACUCAAGCAACGCGGAAAUGGUUUGGUUUGAAGAAGACAAAAACCGAAGACCUCCGCGUUGCAGUUUUUCCCGAAGGUUCACUCGAGAGUAAGGACUCCACCAGAAUACCGAGAAGUGCAGAACAGACUCUGCAUGUUAAGUUGAAGAAUGCUGAAAGAACGGCCCGACAGGCGAUUGCAGAUGAGCCCCUACCCGACCAGGACGCGACUAUUGCAUCUGGUUCUGGUUCUGUCUUGGAUGUUGCAGCUGGUUCUGCGUCUGCUGGUGGUACAGGCUCAUCACACCCUGUGGCAGGAUCCGGUUCCCUGGUGGGAAUUUCGCACACUUUGAAGGUACUUAGUUUGUCUUCGCAAGGAGUAUUUAGUCGAAAAUUAGAAAUGUAUGAUGAUACCAACUUGAUCAUUAAUGAUUGAUGAACAAAAAGUUAGUAAUCGUUCGUGCCUCAAUAGGAGAGGUUAUAGUUCUUGUAUCACAGGCUAGCGCAGGGAUGACGACAUCCCUGCGCUGCUGUUAAGUUUAUUAAGUGCGAUCGGCUUGUCUCGUAUAAGAUGAAGGAGUCGAGUAAGAUGAUGAGAGCGGAGAACUAUUAGACCGAGGGGGUAGGCUAGAGAGUAGAGGAAAGAGGUAGAACGGAAAAACCGACUAUGCUACAUAGCUUAGCAGAGCACUGAGGAGAGAACUGUGGAAAAAGUGCGACGCUGCCGAUAGCUGAGCCCGAUAGUUCGAGAAAAAUGCGCGCCAUUUUUACACACUGAGCCCCUUUGCCUUUCACUGCAGCCAAGUGGAAGGCGAUAGAGAUUGGCAGACGUCUGCGCCGCACCAUGUGACAAAACGACAACGGAGCGCCGAUAGGAAAAACCACAGCGGUGCGCGCUUUUUUCUAGCUGCUUAACGCUUUCGGGAUAGUUUCUAGCUGUUAAAGAAGACGCCCGAGGAUGAUUAUGAAACUGACGCGAGAGAGAGCCGCCCUCAGUUCUUUUUUAGCAAGUGCGCGUCGAUUUUGCGGUUAUUGUCUGACAUGUCUGACCCACGCCGCAGCUGUUUAGCGAGAAUAUACCACACGACGUUCAAAGCAAGUUACUUCUUAGCAAAAGCGAGCGCAUCGCAUCGCUUGACUGACAUGGGCCAACUCACUACGGUGCACACUGCACCGCUGAACAUUAAGGAAAUCGAGCGCAUGGCGAGCAGUCACACUCGCCGUUUUGCUAUGCUUUACGGUGGUCGCCAUUAUCGACGAAACUACUGGUGUGGUCUGAAGAUAUUGCAAACAUCACAAAAAGAACCGCAACCACUUGACUCAGCGCCAUCGUCCGAGUUCGGGCCUGUGCCUUCUUCAGAAUGUGGAUCAGAAGCGGCAGAAUUCUUAGACCGGGAAGGCCGAAGAUAUUGCAGAGCUUUGCGCGCAAAAUACUUGAAACCUGCCCGGGAGAGGUUGCUAGGCCUGAAGUUAGUACCGACUUCCUGGGGAACCUCGUCGAUUCUUUCUAAGGCUCGCCUUGACUCUUAAAGGUUUUUAGUAUCUUACUCGCUGCUUUUUCAGCUUCUCGCUCUCCAGCCCAAUACCCACCAGCGGCGCGGCUUGGUAAGGUGUUAAAACCCAGCCGGCGAUCUUGGAUGACGUUGCAGAGCGUUCGAGGCGCCCGCCUUUGAAAACUGGCGCGACAGGUAGGGCGCCGCCUCCACGAAGCACCCGCGGCGCCUUGUCCCACGUACUACGAGGGCACAUCUUUUGCGCAAUCUGCUUGGUUUCGAUUGCGCCAUAGAAAGGCCGCAAUCUUAUGAGAGAGGCCCGACAUGCUUCGCACGCACUAUCAUGCGCCGACUUUUUGUUUGUGCAGGUUGUUGGUGCGCGGGCUUUUAACUCUUUGCAGCGGAGCGGGGUUUUUUCUAUGAUUUUGCUAGUUCUGUCGUGCUUGGCAUUGUUCGCCAGGCGCUUUAGAUGUUUCUGGGGAAGCGGCGUGAAGUAUUUCCCUCAUAUUGUGACAGUGCGCUGCCGUGCCCAUUUCAAACACCGCGAGACGAGUGCCCUUCUUUCGUCAGCUGUUGGAGUAGACGCCACAGCAGUUGCAAACUCCUGCGCCCCCAAGUCAGUCAAAAACGCAUCAGCCUGGUAAGCCCCGAACAAGCGCGCCAGCUGUGUAACGGCAUUCCACGGCCGCGCUUUGCUCUUGCUGAAGAGCUUGGCUGCUGCUGUAGCUGCAUCUCCAAACUUCUCCGACUUUAGUGCUUGCCUUGCUUUAGUGGAAAGACCGCCGGGAUCGAAAUAGUGAAAGACUUGCGAGCCUGCUCCCGUUCAUUCCGGGCGCUGAACGCUCGCGGAAACUGUUCGGCGUGCACAGUAAGAACUUCUGGCGCCAGCGGGUAUUUCUCCUGCCAUAUCUCGCAGACUGUGAAGAAAACCAGAGGCCAACUAUGUCGGUGCAAUUGGAACUGUGUCGAUUUCGCACGCAGUUUGCAUUUCUAGCCGUUGCGUUUAGUGCCUCGCCUUGCUGGGUUCAUUGACUGGCGAGGAAUUAAUGAGCUUGAAUGUAUGGGAAGAAGUUGCUAACAAAGUUGCUCUCUCACAUAAUGGCGAGAAGUAGCCGCACGAAGUCGACGGCUUAGCCAGUUGCGCCACGGUUCCACAUUCACACUCUUCCCGGUUUGGCAAUGCUCUGCGAAGACAGCAAACGAAGCGCCCAAAUGCGUGAGGGUGGCGCCUUUGUUGAUUAUUCUAUAACUCAUAGGCGACACGUUUCUGGUUGUUGGCUGUGAGCAUGAGAGCAAAGCUGGCUAGAGGCUCACUAAGUUACUGGGCCAAGGAGUGCGCAGACUUAGAGGCAAAGCGAGGCUACCUCACAGAAUGGCUGACGACUGUGAAAAAAGAGCAGCGGGAGACGAUGCGCCGCGCUUCAUUUUAGCGAAGUUGGAGGACACUGAUAAGAGAAGGAGGGGGCCAAGCUCUUUGGCAAGUUAUUAAGUCAAGCGGCGGCGUCGGUGAGUGGAUGGAACUUGGCUAAUGAAUGACAUGCAUCCAAAAAAAAGGAGCGACGUCAGUGCUGCUGCAUUUUAUGGAAGCCGGGCGCUCUUCUGGUUAUGAUCUCGGUGGGCCACAGUUGAAGACUCAGAAUACAACGUGAAUAGAUAUCGAGCGAAAACUACACUCACCCACGCUCAGACUUUUAAAAAGUUAUAGUCUAACUUUUUCAAAGUCUGAGCCUGAGGGCAGUCUCUUGCCCGAUUUUAUGGAAAGAAUAGCGAACGCUAUGCAUGGCACACAUUUCGGCAGUGUAUUGCCUCAAGACAUUCGCAAGAUUCGUGGGGUCUGAGGCUGGCCAAUGGCGUCACACGUCUAGGAAAUUUGCGCCAUCUUCUGGCAAUUAAUUUAAAGAGUGCGCUGAUGCCAUCUCCGAAAGCCGUGCCUAUCAAAAUAAGCGAGCUGUCUGCAAUACAAGAAUAGGCGUCGGCCUUUCUCAGUCGUGAAGCGAGGCGACAAACUCUGCUGCUGCGGCAGUCUUGUGCUGAUCUGCGAAAGUUUUCUUAUCUUUGUUGCGUUCAUGAUCAAAAAAAGCGCUGAGGGGUUUGAUGGCGUAGAGACAAAGACAGCGACGGGCCUCCGAUAAUCUGACUUCGUAGCGACUAGCUCAUCGUCGACUUCCUUUGUCUCUCUUCUUUGUCUUUUACCUUUGUCAAAGCCUCAAAAGUCUCUCCGUCUAGGCCCAUCUUUAGGCCAAGACAUAAAGGAAAAAAAUGCAGUAUACCGUGGCGCAAGAAAGAAAAACGACAAGCGUCGACUUUCGUUCUAGCUUAUACGAGAUACUAUUAGCACUAGCCUAAGGACUUUAAAACUUUUCUUCAAUGAACAACGGACUUUGAAGAGUUCUCCUAGGUAUACCUUAUUGCUCAACAUUAUACAUAGUCUCUUUGAUGCUUCUUAUUCUAUGACUCUCUGCAUGAGAAGCAGUAGCCAGCAUCUAGUAGUACGUGAUAAUGUGUAGAUGGAGAUGGGUACUUCCUGAGGUCGUUCGUAACCCUAUUUGCAAUUGUUAGAUGGAGGUGGGUAAGUAUUUGGAUUUGCCAAAUACUAUGUGCAUUACUUUUUUUCCUGAGGGGUUCCUAACCAAACCAAACCUAACCUCACCUAGCCGCACUCGCUAACGCAAGCUGGCCUAACCUAAAUUAGCCUUGCCCAAACUGGCUCGCCGUAGCGUAGCUUCGCUUUGUUGUGCUAUUGGUAGUGUGAGGGCCAUCGUCGUUGUAUUCUUUGUCGAUCUACGUGACUUCACCGCACGGCUUCGGACGUUAUGGGCGGGUCUAUGACUGCAGUCAUAGGACGGGUCCAGAUCCGCGCGCUUGAUUGAAUGAAUGAAGUCGCCCUUAAGGCAGUCUGCGUCGAACGUUGUGCGAGAUUUAUUGUAUCGCAUUGUAUUGAUCACUUCACUUUUCUAUCGAAGAAGAAGAACAGUAUUGAGAUUUGAUCAAACUACCACGCUCGCAAUCAGGAGUGGUUUCUACGCAAGGAGCUUGUCUUGCCUUUCUUCGAUUUCGACGACACUGUGACUUGCAGCAACGCUCAUCCUUUCUGCACCGGCGUCGCGGGCAGAGACCAGAGCCUCAAGGAUACUGGGCUUCAUGAAGUUUUAUAUCCGAAUCUGGGCCUCCUCGAAAAAUUUUUGCUGGUUCGCAGCGGUCUGUCCACGCACGUGGACAAGAAGGACAAGGCAAACAGCGCCCGGAGGGCGGCCGUGCUCUACUACGUUGGAGAAGCCCAGCUUUCGAGCGAAGACGAGUUUGCCGAGUUGCACUUGUCUCUCGGAUCUGGCACUACUCCUCCUCGUUUUUCUCUUGGAUCGGGCGGGCAAUCAUCGCAGCCAUCUCAGAUCUCAGUUCCGCAUCAUCUGGGGUGGUCGAACCUUUUGACUGCGCGUCCGUCUUCGACUAUCGACCGUACAAAAGCACCUGCGUCGCUAUUCCAGCAGUACCGGAGCUUAUGCUGCUACCCAUGAUGUUGUUGUCUACUCAAAUAAUACAAAAGAGAUAUUUACUUGCACGCUGGUCUCCUUGGGGUUAAACACCGUCUAGUCCAUUCGUCAUCAUUACUGUACUAAAGAGGAACUCAGGUUGCAUCACAAGAGAUAUGAAUAUAUGAUCCAGGGCGCGGGGCGACGGUGCCCGCCCUAGCGUAGGGGGGGGUACCGUGGCGCCCCGGACCCCUUUUUGAGGCGUCUGCCGGGGGUGGAAGGCCUCAAAAGGGGGCCCAGUUACCUCCUCCGCUCCCCUCCAGCGGCCUGGCUGUUCCUUACAGGCCUCCGAUCUAGGUGGGUGGCUUCAAAAGGGGCGCCAGGGACCGCCUGCGCCAAGUUUUGACGCCUUCCACCACUAUAAUUUGCGAAAAUCAGCGCGGAAAUGCGCGCGCGCGCGCCACCACCGACCAGACCACCGGGGGGCGCCGUGCAGCCCUAAAACAUAUAUAGCCCACAUAUUUCUUCAUCAACGUGAUUGAGCGUUCAUCUGGUUCUCUUUGUCGUGUUUGAUUUCGAGGCCUGUUCUUGGUCUUAUCGAAGUGUCACACUGUUACCCCAAGUUAGUACUAGAGCAUACUAACUAUAUUUUUCCUUGAUACUUAGGAAGGGGGGGCUCGCUGUAAGGUAACUAAGCUUCUCAGCUUCAUGAUCAAGAACGUCCUCUAAAUCAGUCUCCCACAACAUUCUUGUUUGGACAAAAGUGUUAUUGAUUCCGCGCCUCCGGAUACACCUUGUGUGAGAACGAGGCAAAGGCAUCCUAUCCUAUCCUCUCCUAUCCUAUCCUAUCCUAUCCUAUCCUAUCCUAUCCUAUCCUAUCCUAUCCUAUCCUAUCCUAUCCUAUCCUAUCCUAUCCUAUCCUAUCCUAUCCUCUACUCUUUGGAUAGAAGUGCUACUCUUUGAUGCAACAGGGAGAAGAAGAUGAUCCUCCCUAUUCGCUAGUAGUGAUAAUGUGGGAUGAGAUUGACAAUUAACAUAGAAUCUAAGAAUGGACCUACUUCCAGGGGCUCAGAAUCACGUGCCGCUCGCAAUCUUGCCGGGAACUCCUUUGCCUCACGGGGCUGCCGCAGUCUUAUGGUCAACAUCAUUUAGUUGUGUACUUCCUUUCUUUCUGAGUGACAAAAGUUCUUUCUGUUUUUUCACCGUCCUCCCCUGCCUUGAUAGUUCUUGAAUGGGGCCGGUGCUCAAGUAUUGACCUCUAGGUGUAAGUGUUUCGCCUAUCUUAAGCACUGUUCUCUCUGCUUCAAAGCUUAUAUCUUCACUAUGGUUACUCAUUUUUCUCUAGUUCAUCCCAUAGUAUCCUCUAGUGAAGAAUGGCAGAGGGGUCGUCGGGAUGAGGGGACCGAGAUGGAUAAAACUAAAAGCUGACUCUAAGAAUCGCGUACGGCCUGCACACUGCCGCGAAAUCGCUCACGGAUCUUCCGGAUGCGAGGGAUCUCGUUUCCCCGCAGGGCAGCGCUUGGAGCCCCUCGGCAUUGCAGGCUGUCGCCACGGUCAAGACGCGCAAGACUAACGGUUUCAGACAGUUUGUGGCAUUGCUGCCGGAGCUGAAGGGCAAAUCCGCGUUCGACCUAGAUAUUCUUAUGGUGGUGAAGAUGUGUUAUAAUAUAAUGAAGUUCGCAAUAAGAAGCUAUUGGAACUUACUUAGUGCAGGUAUUCUUACUGAAGCUCAAAACCAGUUCUGGCGCGCGACAUGUCGGCCGGGUAACCUUGGGGGCCGGACUGAGAGAUUAGCUCUUGGUCUUGGGUCUUGCUCGGCAAAGCCACCCGCAUUUUCUCCUUAACAGUUGGCAGUAGGGACCGUUGGGAAGUUUGCCUUUUAGUUCAACAAGGAUGAUCGACAUUAGUUCGACGCUGAUUCGUGUUCUACACAGUCUGCAUUGAAUUGUCAUUCUACCCGAGUUGAAUUUUAGGUUGUGUGACUUCUUGAUAGUCUUACUGUUACCUCGUAUGGUGCAGCCGCUGUGUAGCCUUGUCCACAUGCACUGUAUCCGAAACCUAACCAAUAAGAAGCUUUAUAAUAGAAGAUGUCUUAUAAGGCUUAAAUUGUACUUGAUAUCAUGUAUGACUCGCUCGACGUCCUAUGAAAGACUACAAGGGUAAGAGAGGUUGAGCUUGUAUCAAAAAGAAGGUGGGGGUUCCAAGCUGAGAGGAAAAAUCGGCGCACGACUCUCUAAUAAUCAUAUUCAAGGAGAUGAGCUCGGGGCGAAAAUGAACCAGCUGGUGGAGGUUCCCGGGCACUUGGUGUUUGUCGGCGACAUGGGUCAAGGCAACCCCUUCGCUGGUAUGGAGAUGCUCAUGGAAGGGCUGGCGAAAUUCGUUGCCAUCAAGCGUGUCUGGCGCACAUGGAAAGGCCGCUUCUACAGUAUGGACCCCGUUGGUUGGACAAGCAGACAGUUCAGCGACUACGCGACACUUUACACGCGAAAUGAGGAGGGCAGCCCGGUGAUUGAGCAGGUGCACCCUGGUCGUGUUCGUGGCAGCACGACAGUAGAUAGCGAUGCUGCUGCAGCGCAGACGGUGAAGAAUCUGCGUCUGGUUCAGGCGCGUUUUUUGAUUUACGACCAUAUCGCGCCGCUGAGUCCGCGGGUACCAGCGGUCUGGAACUUGUAUAAUGACGCCUUUAAGGCUUCGGUUUUGGAAAAGCAGUUUGGCAGCAAGCUGACAGAUGCCUACGCCGCGACGUGGUGGAGACAUCAAAAGACUGGCACCGGCAAGGCCUCCUUUUUCUAUGAACGCGUGUGCACAACGGCGAGUGGGCACCGAUUAUUGUGCCGUGUAAAGGAGCAACAGCCAAAGGGAGACGAGCAUCCUUUACAGGCGCUAGGACAAGCAGUAUUAGUACAUCUUCAGCAAACCUCUACUUCGCCGCCUUUUGUUCGUGUUCCCACGUGCUUGGAGUUGACGAAGUGGGACAACUUGGAACUGCUGAGGACGCCCGAGUCUGACGAAAAGCCGCUACUCCUUCCCACAUUGCUAUCCCAAUUGAUUGCGGGCGGAGCGCUUCCGCGCGCCGCACGCGAAGAGAUGUCUUUCGCUAGCGCUACUCUACAGAAAGAGGACAAGAACAACUGGGUCCAGACCGAUGUCUGCACCUCCGAAAGCGAAGCUGGUAUUUUUGGUCACCUUAAAUAAGUAAUACUAGUAUAAUUAUCUAUAUUAUAAACCAAAACUUACUUUGAAUGCUAAACGGGAGUGAGUUUACGGCUUGAGAUGUACGCAAAUCAUGGCAAAGAUGUACGGGUGAGAUGUAUACGUCUGAGAUAUAUAUCUCGAGAUAUAUAUCUUGUACGUAAAUCACGGGAAAGAUGUACUCUUGAGAUGUACUUACACCGGGGCGAUUCAUAGUAGGUUUCCAAAAUUCCACUUUUUUGAGAUGUACGGAAAUCAUGGGAAAGAUGUACGGGUUAGAUGUAUACAUCUCGCGCCGUAAAAGUGCCGCGCUUUUGAGUACAACUUUCCCGCGAUUCUGCUCCUGCUAAGGCUUUCGGCAGUACCUCAAAACCCUGAACCAACAGCACAAGCCAAGGACCGCGCUGCAUGGUCAAAAAUAAACGAAGAGCGAAGCGCCUCAGCCUGGGGCCAGUCAUCUCAUGAAGAAAAUCCGCUGCGUCUGCGUAUGUGCUACAAAAAGGACCCACAUGCAAACAAAGAAACGCAAACAGAGGCAAGCACCCAGCAGCUACACGCUGAGCAAGUUAGCACCUGCGUGCUUUUUGGAUCAGGCGCCUGGGCCUGAGCUGGCUCAAAGGGUCAGACCUUUCAAGCAGGUCAAAAGUAGCCAGCGACUUCAUAAAGCUGCGCGCUUUGGAUAAGGGUUUCGAGCUGACUCAAAGGAUGGGGCCGCUCAAGCACUUCAAAAGUAGGCAGCAACUUCAUAAAGCUGCGCCUUUUGGAUAAGAAGCCUGAGCUGGCUCAAACUAAAAGGCUGGGACCUUUUAAGCACCUCGAAAGUGGACAGCAAUCCCAUAAGUUUGCGCUUUUAGGAUAAGGAGUCUGAGCGGGCUCAAAGGGUGGGACCUUUCAAGCAGAUCAAAAGUAGACAGCAACCUCAUAAAGUUGUGCUUUUUGGAUAAGAGGUCUGAGCUGGCUCAAAGGGUGAGACCUUUCAAGCAGGUCAAAAGUAGACAGCAAUCUCAUAGAGUUGUGCUUUUUGGAUAAGGAGUCUGAGCGGCGUCAAAGGGUGGGACCUUUCAAGCAGAUCAAAAGUAGACAGCAAUCUCAUAAAGUUGCGCUUUUUGGAUAAGGGGUCUGAGCUGACUCAAAGGGUGAGACCUUUCAAGCAGGUCAAAAGUAGACAGCAAUCUCGUAGAGGUGUGCUUUUUGGAUAAGGAGUCUGAGCGACGUCAAGGUCAAAGGGUGAGACCUUUCAAGCAGCUCAAAAGCAGACAGCAACGGCAUAGAGUUGCGCGCUUUGGAUAACAGGUCUGAGCUAAGUCAAAGGGCGACACCUUUCAAGCAGCUCAAAAGGAGGCAGCAACUUCAUGGCGUUGCGCUCUUUGGAUAAGGGGCCUGAGCUGGGUCAAAGGGUGGGACCUUUCAAGCAGGUCAAAAAUAGACAGGAAACGCAUAAAGCCACGCGCUUUGCAUAAGAGGCUGGAGCAGAGUGAAAAGGUGGGACCCUUCAAGCAGGCCAAAAGAAGACGACAGCAAUCGCGUAAAGCUGCGCGCUUCGGAUAGGAUGCCUGAGUGGCCUGAGCUGGGUCAAAAGGUGGGACCUUUCAAGCAGGUCAAAAGUGGGCAGCAAUUUCCUAGAGUUGCGCUCUUUGAGUAAGGCGCCUGACUUGACUGAGUGAAAGCGCGGGACCUUACGAGCAGGCCAAAAGUAGGCAGCAGCUUCAUGAAGUAGAGCGCGCUUUUUGAGCAAGGAGCUUGAGCAAGGAAAGGCAAAAGGCGGGACCUCUCAAGCAAGCCAAGCCAAAAGCAGACAGCAGCCCCAUGGCGUUGCGCUUUUUGGAUAGGAUGCCCGAGCUUGGUCAAAAGGUGGGACCUUUCAAGCAGGUCAAAAUUGGGCAGCAAUUCCAUAAAGCUGCGCGCCUUGAAUAACCAAGCUGGCCAGAUCUGGGCCAAAGAGCGAGACCUUUCCAGCAGGUCAAAAGUGGGCAGCAAUUUCAUAGAGUUGCGCCCUUUGAUUGUGGGAGACCUCUGAGUGAGCUGACUGAAAGGCUGGGACCUUUCAAGCAGGUCAAAAGUAGAGAGCAAUAUCAUACAGCUGCGCUUUUUGGGUGGGAGGUUUGAGCAGAGUCAAAAGCCGAGACCUUUCAAGCAGGUCACUCAAAAGUAGGCAGCAACUUCAUAAAGCUGCGCCUUUUGGGUAGGGUGCCUGCGCUGGGUCAGAGGGUGAGACCUUCCCAGCAAGUCAAAAGGGCCAGCAGCUUCACAGCGUUGCGCCGUUUGGGUGAGGGUCUUGAACUGAGCCAAAGGGUGGGGCCUCUUAAGCAGCUCACAAGUACGCAGUAACUUCAUCGCGCUGCGCUUUUUGGAUCAGAAAAGAAUGGGCGCAAAGGACAAGGCCUCUCGAGUAAGCCAUAAGUAACCAGCAAGCCCAUAGGCUUGGGCUUGCUUUCUGAUCAGAAAGCUCAAGCGGCUCACAGGUAAGACUGCAUCGCCCAAGCACAUGAAAGCCGCACAGCACUGCUCGCGUGGCGUUGUUCUUGUUCACUUAGAUCAAAGCCUUGAGAUGACGCAUGCCCACACCUCUCGAGAAAGCCAGAAGCAGACAGGGAGGCUAAGCGAUAGAGCGCAACUCGCCGUAAGCUUGGGAGUGUAAAUGGCUCACAGAGAGCAAACGCGAAGCAGCUGAAACGUAGGCAGCAACGCGACACCAUAAAGCUGCGCGAUUUGGAUGGAAAACCCAAAACGGCGCAAAGAGUAAAAAAAACCCCGCAAACAAGCCGAGAGUAGAACGGGGCCGCCCCCUAGUUCUCUCCACGGGAAAGAUCCACGGUAGACGUUCUCAUGGUGAGCGGAGUCGGGCGCAGUGCUUCGCCCACUAUGCGGAGAACCGAAAGCGACAAGCCUGGGGCCCCCCUCGUGACACUGCCAUGCCAGCCGGAGACGCAACACACUCCAAGAGUAGGGGACCCACGCCCAAAACCCGGGCCAGGGGGCGCGCGAGGUUCUCACGGUGAGCGGAGUCGACUGCAGUGCUUCGCCCAGCCACUACGCUGAGAACCGAAAGCAGCAGGCUUGGAGUGAUCUGCUCAAGGAUUUGGCUCUCGGCGUAUGUAUUUGGUUACCCGUUUGCCUCAUUCGUUCGAAGUAGUUCCUUUUGGGCGUUUCGGGUGCUGCCAGGGUGGGGGUUUAUGUAGCACGUAGUAGCUUGUAGCGCGGAGCUGCUUAGCUUAUUCCAUAGCCCGCCACUCUUUACGUAAUUCGUAGCACGCCGGUAGGCCGUAUGGAUUUUAUGUAACUCGUAGCAUUUGCCAGACCCUUCCGCCUUGCCCCGGCGUGUGUACACGCCGGGGGCACGUGGGCGGUAUAUAUAUAAUAUAUAUAUGAGCCAGGGCUCAGGGCGACGGGACCCCGCCCCUAGCGCAGCCCCGGACCCCUUUUGAAGGCGUCUGCCGGGAGUGGAAGGCCUCAAAAGGGGCCCCCGGGGCCUUCUCCGCUCCCUUUCCGCUACCUGGCUGGACCCUACAGAACUCCGAGGUAGGUGGAAGGCUUCGAAAGGGGGCCAAGGGGCCGCCUCCGCUCCCUUCCAGCUGCCGGCCGGUGCACUACAUUCCUCCGAUUUGCUUCGCCGCCGCAGCAGUGCGCCGGGUGUGGAAGGCCUCUGAAGGCGGCAAAAAGCGAGGGGCUGGACCUCCUGGGCCGUGCGGCUUGUGCCCUCCGGGCCCUUGGUCAUCGGCUUGCUUGCUCUUGAGACCGUGGCCGCCUUCGGCGGCUUUUUAACCCCGAGACGUCCAGCUUGCGAGGGUCAGCAGAGGCCAGGAGGUCCCUGAGGGACAUGCAGAGAGGCGCAAGGGGACCCUCUCCGCGCCCAGUUUUGACGCCUUCCACCACUAGAAUCCGCGAGAAUCAGCGCGGAAAAGAGCGCGCGAGCGCCACCACAGACCAGACCGCAGGGGGGGUAACGUGCAGCCCGAAAACAUAUAUCAAGCAUUUCCACACUUGUUCAAGGCCUAGGUGCAAAAGGCCGUUUGGUUAGAUGGACAAUUACAAUUUGGUGCUUCCUUAGGUGAGCCAGCUACUUGCGGAUGAUGCUUCUAGGUUAGACAACAAAACUAUCUUGUACUAACUUCGUAAUUUAUGAAACUUCUACUGAGAGAGGAGCUCAUCAUACGCAGCCAUCAUGUGCAGCGGCUACAGCUCCUUAUUUAUAUUUUAAGAAGCUCAUGUUCCGAAGUGGUCCGUCUUAGUUGCUCUCACUUAAUCUAGUAAGUCAUUAUUUUGUAGUACUACCUAGCGCUUUAUUGAACUACCCGUCUUUGAGUUGAAGCGUUCUUUUACUAUACCUGACAUUUUUGUUCCAGGUGAUGGCAAAGAACCGGGCUUCGAUGACUACAAGCUGAGCCGCUAUAUGCUGACGACCACUCCGGGCACAGAGGCCAAGAAUAAGAAAGUGUUUGCGUACUACGAUCUGAGCGUUCCCACGCGUAUUAAACAGGGUUCGGAUGGGGAUGCAACGAAAAUCAUCGUCGCCGUCAACGUCAUUCGUUUUCCGAUGAGCCCGGAACUUCAGAGUCUGGACGACGGAGGUUCUUCUACGGGUAGUGCCGACUAUGCUGCCUCUCAGGUAGGUAUCGAUGUAACACAGUAAAGAAGGGAUAGUGCCGAAUGAAAAGGAGUAGGAGGAGGAGCGGAUGCGGGAGGUGUCUGUGCAUUGAUUUCUUGAUUUGAUUAACAGAAGGAUGUUUUUUCAGUAGCUUUGAACGGAGAAGAGGAGUAAUCUCCUACCGAUCAAGUGGUCGAUGAUCUAUACUUUUUGAUUGACGAUGAACAGAACGGCAACGACUUAUGUUUUGUUUUUUGCGAGGAGGUAGUUGUCCGAGAGCGGGGCAAGAGCUUUGUGCCAUUAUACUUAAAUUUCUGAUUGAUGUUCCAAUCGAAUGAUGUAGUCAGUCUGUCUGGCUUUGAAUUUGAUUGUUCCUUCCUCAAAAGUCUUCUUUCAGCGAAGCACCCAUCUGGUCUGUGCUGCAGAUCCAAUUUUGUUUUUUCUUAUGUAGGCUGGCUCCACUACUAUUAAUGCAUUCAUCAGUAAGUGAACAAGGUGCGGAAAAGUAAAAAAUAGUCCGCAUGAUUAGUGUACCAAAAAAAAAAAAUGAAGCUGCAUCCAACCGUUUUAAGGCUGGCAAGGGGCAUACUAAUACUUUCUUCACGGGGGGGUUAACGAAUUUGGGCAAAUGCUAGCAGAUGUAUAAUUGCGGUCUUACGAAUUUAGGGCCCAUAGCCUAAGCUAACCAAGAGGAAUGAUUUUCUACCGCAGUAGAUGAUUUAGAUUUAGUUUUAGACUUUAUUCGAUGGAACGAAAUGCCUGAACCCUAAGAGGAUUGAGCUUGCCGUUAAAUGUGAACAGCUAAGAUUCAUUGGGGUUAAGAUUUAUUGAGAUUAUGAGGAUCGAAGUUCUGAAGUCUAUGCACGAGAAAAAAUCAGAUUAUUUUUUUGGCUGUCUCGAAUUAUAAGGUGUUGUAGUGUUAUGGAGAAGGUGAAAAUCUGAAAUUGAAAUUGAUUGCCACCAACAGCAUGGCGAUGAAUGUAUUGAGUAAAUAUUGAUGAGAUAAAGAGUAAAAACUAAAACACAAAAAGGCUAAGAUCUGAACUUUGAUACUAAAUAUAAAGAAUGGGUAUUCUUGCUAAAAUAGGUUGUAAUAAAUAAUUCAUCUGCGAAUGCUUUCCAUUGUGUACAUCUCCAGAAUGAAAAGCGUUUGAUCGUAAUUAGUCAAUUUUCCGAAUGUUAAUAGUAAUCUUCAUCUUCAACCAGAAUUGUAAAAGAAGCUUGCCCGCCGAUUUUGA